Molecule: messenger RNA, 435 nt
Organism: Mesorhabditis spiculigera
Lineage: Eukaryota; Metazoa; Nematoda; Chromadorea; Rhabditida; Rhabditidae
Source: the annotation of a GenBank genome assembly
AUGGGUACGGUAUGCCGCCUUCUUCUCUGGGCCACCGUAGUCCUCGGCUUUCUCGCCUCGACUACGCAACAAUACGCACAAAAUGAUGACGUCGCGGAGCCGUGGCCGUAUGAGUUGCGGACGGAAUUGGGGUUGGUAAAGAAAGGCGACAUGUUGAUGAGCGCCGACUCGACAGAGGACGGUGGAGGCAGUGGAGGCGGACAAAGCGGCGGAUUCGUCUCAAUGGUCGCCUGGGGUCUAUGCGCAUUUGUCGCGGUCAUCCUUUAUGGGUGCUGCUGCUGCGUUGGCUGCUAUUACGUGGGCAAGAAUUGCAUUGCGGAUGCCAAGCCAGUCGCAAACAGGCGAAGGGCAUACCUCAUAGCGGCAGCACAUGAACGAGGAGGAUGCGAGCGUGGUGGCCAAGGUUUCGAAAGCGAUCGAUAUCGAGACCAGCGC